UGCUGUUCUCCGUAAACAGCGCCGUAUAUGCGCUCGGUCAGACCUGCACCGGAUGAGCGCGCGCUGCGGACGGACAUUACAGAUGCAAGAUGAGGCACGACUGAGAUUCACAGCAUGUCAUUCAAGAAGGAGACGCCGCUGGCUAACGCUGUGUUUUGGGCAGCGAGGAAAGGAAACUUGGCUUUGCUUCAGCUGUUGUUGAACAGCGGCCGAGUGGAUGUCGACUGCAAAGAUGGAUACGGCACCACAGCGUUAAUGGUGGCUUCAUACAGCGCUCAUUAUGAGUGUGUCCGGGAACUCAUCAUGCAAGGUGCAGAUAUUAAUCUGCAGAGAGAGACAGGUUCCACCGCUCUCUUCUUCGCUUCACAGCAGGGCCACAAUGACAUUGUCAAGCUCCUGUUUGAAUUUGGAGCGUCCACAGAGUUUCGGACAGAGGAUGGCGGCACGGCUCUCUCCGCAGCCUGUCAGUGCGCUCACUCCAGAGUGGUGGAGACCCUUCUGAAGCACGGAGCCAGCGUCCAUGACCAGCUCAAUGAUGGUGCGACGGCCUUAUUUUUGGCGUCCCAAGAGGGUCAUGUGACCGUAAUACGGCAGCUUUUGUCAUCCGGGGCUAAAGUCAAUCAACCGCGAGAGGAUGGCACAGCUCCGCUCUGGAUGGCAGCCCAGAGGGGACACAGUGAGGUGGUCAAAGUUCUGCUGCUACGAGGUGCAGACCGUGACGCAGAUAGAAAAGACGGCUCCACGGCUCUGUUCAAGGCUGCACAUAAAGGCCACUGUAACGUCAUCGAGGAGCUCCUCAAGUUCUCUCCUUCACUCGGCCUUCUGAAGAACGGUUCUACAGCUCUUCAUGCUGCCGUCAUGAGCGGGAAUCCAAAAACUGUCAAACUUUUGCUGAAGGCAAAUGCUGAUCCAGCUUUACCCAACAAGGUGAGUUUGAGACAUGCGGAUUAUAACAUAUUAUACACAUAUUAUUAA
This is a messenger RNA of Sinocyclocheilus grahami, 975 nucleotides long. RefSeq names its product ankyrin repeat domain 29 (gene ankrd29). Lineage: Eukaryota; Metazoa; Chordata; Actinopteri; Cypriniformes; Cyprinidae. The coding region runs from base 115 to 975 and encodes 286 amino acids. Gene Ontology annotation, molecular function: protein binding. The record is from RefSeq and is a predicted model, not a curated record. The transcript has 9 exons.